Messenger RNA from Fusarium verticillioides 7600, 1887 nucleotides. RefSeq lists its product as hypothetical. Gene Ontology annotation, molecular function: zinc ion binding. The record is from RefSeq and is a predicted model, not a curated record. The coding region runs from base 605 to 1723 and encodes 372 amino acids. The transcript is spliced from 2 exons. Lineage: Eukaryota; Fungi; Ascomycota; Sordariomycetes; Hypocreales; Nectriaceae.
GCAGAUAAAGACAGACUAUGACUUUCAAUCCUCUGUGAUGAGUUCAUCAUUAAGAACUAACAGCCGAUCCCGUAUAGUCUUCAUCGAUGGUGACUAGGUCAGUCUGUCAGUGUAAGGACUGUUCGAACAAGGGACCAAGCCCAGUCAAGUAUCCCGACUUUGUUCAGGCUCAUUUCAAAUGAGUACAAAUCAAACUACUACUAAGCCUUUUGGAUGAACCAAGAUUUUAUAUAUUUAUAAAAUUGCUGGGAAUGAGCAGAAGCAUUGCUCAGCUACUAUGCAACGAGGUGGUUGGUGGUUGGUGGUUGGUUCAACUGUCAGUCGCCUAUCAAACCAGCCUCUCACAUUACGAUUAACCUCAGCUCUGUCUCAAUGUUAAGCGCUUGCAUUUGCACCCCGCAUGAGCUCACAAGGUACGAACGACUACGGAUACUAUACACAUACUUAAACGGUAGCUCCCGCUUUGGCGCAGGGCGCAUUUUCAUUGACAUCAUUUGACUUUUUGAAGACGAAACGAGAUCAUCAUUGUGGUUGCCGUGCCGUCUCAUUUUCAUCCGUCUACAGAUCUAGUCUAGUUAGUUGCUACGCCAACUCCACCUUCAUCAUGGUGUCAACACCAAGGUCGAAGAGUCAAAGAGACCCUCAGACGCCGCGGUCGCAGAAGAAGCGCAUGCCCAAGGGCCGUUAUAGCGAUGGACACUGGUGGUGUAACUGUGAACCUCGCCAGAAAGCCACACUCCGUGAGGUGAAGAAGUCUGGACCGAACAACGGCAAACUUUUCUGGAAGUGCGAUGAUUGCAAUUUCUUCCUCUGGAGGGACGAGGCCAAGGUACGCGAGUCGGGGCUGAGGGGUUCCCGAAGAGGUAGCGAAUCCUCCAAAUCUGAACCUCCACCCAUGACACAGCAAUCACUUGUGUCGUAUGGCUACCAAGUGACUCCGAGUCGGCGUCAGAGCGACGAUAAUUCUGCCGACAGCACAGAAUCCGGCGAGGAUUCGGAAGCUAAUACUCGAAUGCCCAAAUCGAUCAGAAACCAAGCAGAAAUUGCCGACCAUUCAAAGCUGCCCUCUCCGCCUACUGCAGCUGUUGAGACACCCACUCGUGGACCUACCAAGAGACGGCGCGACGUUUUCGAGCAAGAUGAAGACGAGUUCAGCGAUAUUGCCUCGGAUGAAGAGCGGCAGAUGGCUGCUAUUGCGGACAAGAGCGCCGAGAAGGCCGCCCAGAGCCGUUUUACCACUCCCACCACUACCCGCUCAUUCCCAGGGAUGCCAACUCCUUCUGUAUCGCGUACGCUGUUUCCCACCAGCGAAUCCAAGAGACAGAAGCAAGUCUCCUUUGAAGAUACUCCCUCGAUGUCAUCUACGACUCUGUCGGCCACCACGACACCUUCAAAGACUCCAUGUGGAACGCAAGGACCUCCUGCAAGUAGCCCUCCGGAGACGAGCUACGAUGUGACGGACGAAGUUAUGAAUCUUUUGAGAGGCCAACAAAUCGACAAUAGCGUUUUGUCAUCUGUACAGAGUAUCCUGGAAGCUGCAGCACGUCGCACCAAGGGCAUUGUUCUCGGCCGUGACUCUGCGCGGUCAAGCCUCAAGAUCAAGGAUGACAAAAUUGCUGCCAUGCAAGAGCGUAUUACUGCACUCGAGAACCGUGAACGAAUGCACAGGAGGCAAAUGACGAAUAUCAAGGCUGGUUUGAUGAAGAUGUAUGAUGACAACUGAUCGUGUUAAGUGUCAGGUUAGACCUGGCAAGGUUAUGGUUAUGAUGAUGAUGAUGAUGAUGAUGAUGUAAGAAGCUUUGAGCUUUGGUAAUGUAGUGAGAUAUACCCUUUUAGUGGUUAGUUAAUAGUAUCAGAUUAGUUCUCGUGUGGCCUCAAGAACGAAUC